Messenger RNA from Pelobates cultripes (western spadefoot toad), 253 nucleotides. NCBI's taxonomy places the organism in Eukaryota, Metazoa, Chordata, Amphibia, Anura, Pelobatidae. The record is from the annotation of a GenBank genome assembly.
AUGACGGAGAUCGUGGAUCUCCUAAGAUGGCGGAGACGGGAAAAAAGGGAGCUUCCCACCGUGCCGGCUAAUGCGAGUGCAGCUGUGAAGUUGCGAGGGAGAGAACAGAUGGGGAGGGUGAUCGUUACCCUCAGAGGUAUGAGACAAAACAAGCAAAAAAUUAUCUGUCGGCGAAAAGACCGACCGAUCGAAAUGGCGCCAGAACAAAAGGAAGAGAAAGAAAGGGGAAAUAAAAAAAACCCUCAAGCGAAGG